AUGGCCUCCUCAACACUCCCUUCAAACGGCCGUCUCGUCAACAUCGGCACGCACUCUCUGGCUCUCUACACUAAUGGCCCAGAUUCCAGCAGCUCUAACGAACCCGUCGUGGUAUUUAUCUCGGGUGUGGCAAGCGAUGCCCUCAACUGGCAAGCCGUGGUGCGGCUGCUAGGUACGUCGUUGCGAAGCUACACGUACGACCGUUCAGGCUAUCGCAAUUCAGAGCCCUCGCCGCUCGCUCCCUCGGCUGAGAACGUUGCCCUGGAGCUCUCUCUUCUCAUCGACAAGGCACCCAUCCUGAACCCUUUGAUCCUCGUAGGGCACUCCUGGGCUGGUGUAAUCAUGUACGAGUACAUCGCCUUAAAGGGAACUAACCAAAUCGCUGGUCUGGUGUUCGUGGACGCCAACCAUGAGACAGCACCACUGGUGAUGGACCCGAAUGAUCCAAUUCUCUGGGCUGUUGCCGCGAAUGUUGACCCAUACUCUGCCUGGGGCUUGGAGGCAGAACACAAAUUCACGCAAGAGGAGUGGGACGCGUUCAAGGCAGUGAAAACAACUGAGAAGCACAAGCUGAUUGUGCACAAGGAGGACGUUGAGAACUACAUACCAAGUUUUGAGACGCUGCGGAAGAAGGAGCUGAGUAAGAAGCAGCCACUCGUUGGAAACAAGCCGGUUUAUGUAAUUGGGGGUACACGAAGCAGGGAUUGGAGUGGAUUGUACAAGGCGGGCGUUGCUAAAGGGAACGGGACUGAGGAGCAGAAGAGCUAUGUGAGAGAGUUGAUCAAGACGAUCGAUGCAAAGAAUAAGGAUCUCAUGAAGGAAUUCUUGAAACUCUCCACAAGGAGCGAGCUUGUCUUCGCCACUGAGAGUGGACACUUCGUGCAAAUCACUCAGCCGGAAAUCGUCGUUGAUGGAGUGAAUUGGGUCCUAGAUAACCUUUCAGAGUCUUCUUAG
Molecule: messenger RNA, 954 nt
Organism: Lachnellula hyalina
Lineage: Eukaryota; Fungi; Ascomycota; Leotiomycetes; Helotiales; Lachnaceae
Exons: 1
Coding region: 1-954 (317 amino acids)
Source: RefSeq, a predicted model, not a curated record